AAUAUAUGUUAAUUUAUGUUUAUAUGGACAAAAAAAUAAAUGUUACGUGCUAAUUGUUAGGUACAUUAGUGCGGUUUAUCAAAAAUUAUAAAGGUAACGCCUUUGGAAGUCACAAUUAGUGUCUGGAAACAUGCAAAAAGUGUUGUUUGUUGCGCUAACAGCCCUUGCAGGGUGUUUCUGUUGGGAGGAAGAACUUGAAAAGGCAAUUCUUCCUAGUCGUCCUCCAUUUACAUGCCUUAUAGUUUGUCCAAAAUGUCCGCCUAUAACUUGUCCUGAAGGCACCAAAGCUGGAUAUUCUGCCUUUUGCCAGUGUUGUCCUACUUGUGUAAUUCCCGAAGGAGACCAUUGUCCUUGGACAGGCCCUGAACCACCCUCUGGAAAUGUCCGAUGUGAAGUUUACACAGAAUGUUGCGAAGGAGUUUGCUCUGGGGGGAAUUGUGUAACUGAGUCUACUUCAGAGUCUACUGAGGCUACUGAGUCUUCAACCACAGAUUCAUCAACGACGACAGAUUCAGAAAAAAUUAGUUGAUUUUUUAAUAAAGUCUGCUUAAGUAUAAA
Molecule: messenger RNA, 558 nt
Organism: Ceutorhynchus assimilis (cabbage seed weevil)
Lineage: Eukaryota; Metazoa; Arthropoda; Insecta; Coleoptera; Curculionidae
Source: the annotation of a GenBank genome assembly